This is a messenger RNA of Adelges cooleyi (spruce gall adelgid), 584 nucleotides long. RefSeq lists its product as uncharacterized. NCBI's taxonomy places the organism in Eukaryota, Metazoa, Arthropoda, Insecta, Hemiptera, Adelgidae. The record is from RefSeq and is a predicted model, not a curated record. The transcript is spliced from 6 exons. The coding region runs from base 1 to 423 and encodes 140 amino acids.
AUGUUUUUGGCUAGCUUAAAAUCUGCGAACGCUGAACGUUACCAAGUUGAAAUACUCGAGUCUCAAGAAGUCAAUUUUCUCCUGGACAAGUUUAUUGCACUCUACAAACUUCAUAAACAAAGUGGAUAUCUUACUCUUCAGCAGCUAUUAGAAAUAUUUAUGUCUUGGAAAGAAAAAAAUUCUGCAUUAAACGAAAAAUUAAAAGAACUUAAAUCUGAUAGAGGCGCCGGCUAUGCAAUUAACUCUGUGGAAUUUUUAUUGAUCAUGUUGGAAAUCAAAGAAGCUGUCUGUGCUAAUAGUUACGGUUUAAUAUCUCUUGAUUCUGGUGGAAAAGAGGACCUAAACUCUACAAUGAAAGAGUUCAAUGGUAAAACAAGAGUAAGCUUCGCGGAUUUCAUGAAAAGGAUAUUAUUUCGUCCAUGAGAAACAUCUUAAACACCAAGUAUUACAUGCAAGUGAGUGACAGUAAUAGUAGUAAGCGAGUAAGUAAUAGAGGUCUAGUGUUGGCAGGUACAAUUACAAAUAUCUGUAAAAGCAUUGUACCUUAUGCUAAUUGUGCACUUAAAAAUACAUUUUUAGUAUUU